Molecule: messenger RNA, 1654 nt
Organism: Wallemia mellicola CBS 633.66
Lineage: Eukaryota; Fungi; Basidiomycota; Wallemiomycetes; Wallemiales; Wallemiaceae
Product: RuvB-like helicase 2
Exons: 3
Coding region: 30-1451 (473 amino acids)
Biological process (GO): box C/D snoRNP assembly; regulation of transcription by RNA polymerase II; chromatin remodeling
Cellular component (GO): NuA4 histone acetyltransferase complex; Swr1 complex; Ino80 complex
Molecular function (GO): ATP binding; DNA helicase activity; ATP hydrolysis activity
Source: RefSeq, a predicted model, not a curated record
GUUCACUCAAACUAUCAACUCCAACAAAAAUGCAGACCCAGUCAAAAGAUUUACCCACAAAAUUGGAGAGAAUUGGUGCACAUUCACAUAUUAGAGGUUUAGGUUUGGAUGAUAGACUAGAACCAAUUCCUUCUGCAGAAGGUAUGGUAGGCCAAUUGAGAGCCCGUAAAGCAGCAGGCGUUAUUAUAAAGAUGGUGCAGGAAUCUAAAAUCGCAGGAAGAGCUAUCCUCAUGGCUGGUCCACCUUCUACAGGUAAAACCGCUAUCGCUAUGGGUAUGGCACAAAGACUCGGUGACGAUGUUCCAUUCACGUCAAUAGCUGGUUCUGAAGUCUUUUCUCUCGAAAUGUCCAAGACAGAAGCACUCACGCAGGCUUUCAGAAGGUCAAUCGGUGUACGCAUCAAAGAAGAGAGUGAAAUGAUUGAAGGAGAAGUCGUUGAAAUACAAAUUGACAGGUCUUUGACUGGUGCUACGAAAACAGGUAAACUCACUAUCAAAACGACCGAUAUGGAAACAGUAUACGAUCUUGGUAACAAAAUGAUUGACUCUUUGAAUAAAGAGAAAGUUAUGGCAGGCGAUGUCAUCAACAUCGAUAAAUCAUCUGGAAAGAUAACAAAGUUGGGUCGCUCAUUCACAAGAGCUAGAGAUUACGACGCAAUGGGCGCAGACACAAAGUUCGUUCAAUGUCCAGAAGGCGAAUUACAAAAACGCAAUCAAGUCCAACACACCGUUUCUUUACACGAGAUUGAUGUCAUUAACAGCAGAACACAGGGUUUCCUCGCUCUCUUCAGCGGUGAUACAGGUGAAAUCAAGCCUGAAUUACGUGAACAAAUCAAUUCAAAGGUCGCCGAAUGGCGUGAAGAAGGAAAAGCAAGUAUAGUACCUGGUGUUCUCUUCAUCGAUGAGGUACACAUGCUUGACAUUGAAUGCUUUUCAUACUUAAACAGAGCUUUGGAAAAUGAAUUGGCCCCACUCGUUAUCAUGGCUUCCAAUAGAGGCUACGCUAGAAUUAGAGGUACAAAAUACACCAGUCCACAUGGUAUCCCUGUAGAUUUACUGGAUAGAUUACUCAUCAUCUCAACUAAGCCAUACGAACGUGAAGAUAUCCUCAAAAUCGUCCAAUUACGUGCUCAAGAGGAAGAUGUCACUCUCGAUGAACAAGCUUUAGUUGCUUUGGAGAAAAUUGGUGUUGAAUGUGGUCUCAGAUAUGCAUUGAAUCUUAUAGCACCAGCUCAGUUGUGCGCUAAGCGUCGCAAAUCUAUAGAGGACGUCGUACAACCUGAAGACUUGCAGAAGGCAUACAAUUAUUUCAUAAAUGACAAAAGGAGUGUAGAAUUCCUCCGCGAACAGGGUCAAUUGUUGAUCUUCAAUGAAGGCGCCAUCACUGAUCAAGCGAAGGACUGGAAUUCCCUACAAAACAUCCCUAAUGCUGAACCUAUGAACAUAGCCUAAUGUAUUCUGUCUAAUUUAUGUUAUUUGAAAAGUAAGGAUGGUAAAUUGAUAUAUCCAUAUAUCUUGAAUAAACACAACAAAACGAAUUAAGCCAGCAAUGAAAGUCUCACUUCUAUUCUGCAUUGUACGAAGCGCAACUCUUUACCUAAUCUAGGGAAGAGACUUACUGGGACAGUGAGAGUGUGAAUUUAUUAGGACUCUAA